Molecule: messenger RNA, 564 nt
Organism: Pteronotus mesoamericanus
Lineage: Eukaryota; Metazoa; Chordata; Mammalia; Chiroptera; Mormoopidae
Gene: IFNB1
Product: interferon beta 1
Exons: 1
Coding region: 1-564 (187 amino acids)
Biological process (GO): defense response
Cellular component (GO): extracellular region
Molecular function (GO): cytokine receptor binding
Source: RefSeq, a predicted model, not a curated record
AUGGCCCAGAGCUACAUCCUCUGCACAGCUUUCCUCUUCUGUUUCUCUACCACAGCUCUUUCCAUGAGCUCUAAUGUUCUUCGACUCCAACAGAGACACAGUAUUUCAGCCAGUCAGACUCUCCUACGGCAGUUGAAUGGAACCUUUCAAUGUCACCUCGAGGACAGGAUGGACUUCAAGUUCCCGGAGGAGAUUAAACUACAGAAGUUUCAGAAGGGGCAAGCCUUAUUGGUCAUUCAUGAGGUGCUCCAGCAGAUCUUUGAUAUUUUCAGAAGAAAUUUCUCUAGCACUGGCUGGAAUGAGACCAUCAUUAAGAACCUCUUUGUGGAACUCAGUUGGCAGGUGGACCAUCUGGAGACAGCCCUGGAGAAAAUCAUAGAGGAGAAAAACUUCAGCUGGGAAAAAAACACGACCCUGUUGGACCUAAAGCAAUAUUACUUAAGGAUUGUACAGUACCUGAAGGCCAAGUCAUAUAGCAGAUGUGCCUGGACAAUAAUCCAAGUGCAAAUCCUCAAGGACUUUUCCUUCCUUUACAAUCUUACGGGUUUUAUCUCCGAUAACUGA